Messenger RNA from Acanthosepion pharaonis, 1203 nucleotides. Lineage: Eukaryota; Metazoa; Mollusca; Cephalopoda; Sepiida; Sepiidae. The record is from the annotation of a GenBank genome assembly.
AUGAAACAGAUCUAUCUAUCUAUCUAUCUAUCUAUCUAUCUAUCUAUCUAUCUAUCUAUCUAUCUAUCACACUAUCUAUCGCAGUCUGUUUAUAUCUAUCUAUCUAUCUAUCUAUCUAUCUAUCUAUCUAUCUAUCUAUCACAGUCUGUUUAUAUCUAUCUAGCUAUAUAUUUAUGUUCAUAUCUAUCUAUCUAUCUAUCUAUCUAUCUAUCUAUCUAUCUAUCACAGUCUUUUUAUAUCUAUCUAGAUAUAUAUCUAUGUUCAUAUCUAUCUAUCUAUCUAUCUAUCUAUCUAUCUAUCUAUCUAUCACAGUCUAUUUAUAUCUAUGUAGCUAUAUAUUUAUGUUCAUAUCUAUCUAUCUAUCUAUCUAUCUAUCUAUCACAGUCUUUUUAUAUCUAUCUAGAUCUAUCUAUCUAUCUAUCUAUCUAUCUAUCUAUCUAUCUAUCUAUCUACACAUAUACAGAUACAAAUCUAUCUAUCUAUCUAUCUAUCUAUCUAUCUAUCUAUCUAUCUAUCUAUCUAUCUAUCACUUAUCUCACUCUAUCUUAUCUGUUAAUCACUAUCUCACUCUAUCUAUCACUCACUCACUCACUCACUCACUCACUCACUCACUAUCUAUCUAUCUAUCUAUCUAUCUAUCUAUCUAUCUAUCUAUCUAUCACUUACUCAAUUUUUGUCUGUCACUCAUUCGCACUCUCUAUCUCUCAGUCCCCCUCACUUUCUCACUCUCUCUAUCUCCACUCACUCACUCAAUCUAUCUAUCUAUCUAUCUAUCUUAGCGCUGAUAUAUUUGUUUAUUUCUGCUUUUAUAAAAUACCUAUCUAUCUAUCUACAUCCAUACCUAUCUAUCUUUUUUUCACUGUGUUCCUAUCUAUCUAUCUAUCUAUCUAUCUAGUGGACCGAAUUCGUCUCGGAAUCCACAACACUAUCUAUCUAUCUAUCUAUCUAUCUAUCUAUCUAUCUAUCUAUCUAUCUAUCUAUCUAUCGCAGUGUGUUCAUAUCUAUCGGUCUAUCUGUCUUGGUACAACAAGACUACAUCCCAGAAUAUCCUCACACCAUCUAUCAUUGAAACCAUCUAUCUAUCUAUCUAUCUAUCUAUCUGAUAUUUUAUUCACAUCUAUCUAUCUAUCUAUCUAUCUAUCUAUCUAUCUAUCUAUCUAUCUAUCUAUUACAGCAAAUAUACAAAUUUAUAUAAAACCAUAA